Lytechinus variegatus (green sea urchin) is the source of this 1733-nucleotide messenger RNA. RefSeq names its product cytochrome P450 2U1-like. Lineage: Eukaryota; Metazoa; Echinodermata; Echinoidea; Temnopleuroida; Toxopneustidae. Gene Ontology annotation, molecular function: heme binding; oxidoreductase activity, acting on paired donors, with incorporation or reduction of molecular oxygen, reduced flavin or flavoprotein as one donor, and incorporation of one atom of oxygen; iron ion binding. Gene Ontology annotation, cellular component: intracellular membrane-bounded organelle; cytoplasm. The record is from RefSeq and is a predicted model, not a curated record. The coding region runs from base 180 to 1733 and encodes 517 amino acids. The transcript has 5 exons. Gene Ontology annotation, biological process: xenobiotic metabolic process.
UGAUCAUGGUCAUGAUGAUAGUAUAACUCUGCAAACGCCCGUUACGGUGCAUAGAUCAGGGUGUUUCAUUUUUAAUAGGAUUUCACUUGUAUUUUUAUGUAUUUCGUUUUUCUUCCAUGCUAUCUUAUUACUGAAUUAUGCUGCUUCUUUGUCAGUGACGAAGUACAUUUUUAAUAACAAUGUUUUCGGUGUCCGUGACUACCGUCCUUCUCGGCUGGACUGUAUUCAUUUGCUGUGCAUGGCUAAUAAGACGUCCAAAGAACUUGCCCCCUGGUCCCUGGUCCUGGCCCGUCAUCGGAUACCGAGCUGGACCUGGUCAACUUCACGAGUGCUACACCGGUCUAUCUAGGCGGUAUGGCCCAAUCUUCAGCCUCCGGAGGGGUCCUUUUCUUGUGGUGGUGCUGAAUAACCGUGACGUCAUUCGACAGGCCCUUGUCAAACAUGCAGAUAUGAUUUCUGAUCGCUUCAUACCUAAACAUGUUCAAAUGGGCAUACCAACAUCAAACCCGCAUGCUUCUGUCGUUUGGAGCAGUGGUAAACCGUGGGGCGACCUCAGGAAAUUCAGUCUGACCGCCCUCCGUAAUUUCGGCAUGGGGAAGAGGAGUAUCGAACCACAUAUCAACAUCGAAGCGCGGUACCUUUGCGAAGAGAUAAAGAAACUCAGAGGUCAUCCAACCGAUCUUCGCACCAUGUUGAACAAUACAUCGGCCAAUGUCAUUUGCAAAAUCGUAUUUGGGCGUCGAUUCGAAUACGAUGAUGAGGAAUUUCAGCGAAUCCUGGGCGCCUUCUUUGAAAGCGUUAGUAACAUCUCGGGUUCUGAUCUAGUCAACGUCUUUUCGUUUUUACUGCACAUGCCACGGUACGACCGUUUUCGUCGUAAUCGCUCCGUUUUCACGACAUUCAUCAAGUCUCACAUGAAACUCCAUACAAGUUCAUUUGAGAAGGACAAUAUCCGUGACAUCAUCGAUGCAUACUUGGCCGAUGAUGGAAUCUCGAGAGAUUUUACGGUUCAAGAAUUUGGGAGAGUCGUUUUGGAUUACUUUGUUGCUGGGACGGAGACCACAUCUACUGUUCUCUCUUGGGCCAUUUUGUACCUGGCCCUCUACCCUGAAGUUCAGAGAAAAGUCCAGUGCGAGCUGGAUACCGUUGUUGGAAAUGGUCGUCAGCCAGCCAUCAGCGACCGUGCCCGCCUUCCAUACUGCGAAGCAACCCUGAUGGAAACCAUGAGGAUCCGCCCUGUGGUACCCCUCUCAGUACCGCACAUGACUUCCGGGAGUGUCUCUUUGGGUGGAUUCACCAUCCCUGAAGGAACGAUCAUCAUCCCGAAUCUUUGGGCGGCGCAUCACGACCCUGACGUCUGGGAUGAUCCUGACGACUUUCACCCCGAACGAUUCCUUGAUAACCAAGACAGUCCGACGGUGAAGAAGAAUGACUCGUGGAUCCCGUUUGGUUUAGGUCGCCGGGAAUGUCUGGGUGCUCAGCUGGCCAAGAUGGAAGUCUUUCUGAUGUUCGUCAAUCUUUUUCAGCGGUUUGAAUUCAAACUACCUCAUCACCACUGUACUCACACCAAGCCGGGCGCCAGCGGGUUAAUAAUGCCACCAGAACCGUACGAACUCUUCCGAUCCAGUCUUUUUGUCAGUGGGCGUGUGUGCAUCAAGUAUUAUUCUGUCCUCUGUGAUGCCUUUUGUUUGCUCAGGUCAGCGAAAAGGGUAUGGCACAAUACCCUGCACUAA